Molecule: messenger RNA, 1010 nt
Organism: Polypterus senegalus (gray bichir)
Lineage: Eukaryota; Metazoa; Chordata; Cladistia; Polypteriformes; Polypteridae
Product: butyrophilin subfamily 1 member A1-like
Exons: 6
Source: RefSeq, a predicted model, not a curated record
CGGCAGAGCAGCAGAAUUUCACAGUCUGAGCACUGAAGAUUUGACUUUACUACGGCUGAAUGUGUUUUAUAAACCUGUUGAUGAACCACAGACCGUAACACAAAAAUCUGUUCAUCGAUGAAUCCCUGGAAACACAAGCAGUGACAAAGGAAAACUGAAGAAAAGAGUAAAAGCAGCUAUGAAGGUCCAGAAUGGAUGGAGCUGCUCUGUGUUCUUUCUGCUCUACAUGACACACGUCACCAGGACACAGAAGUUUGAUGUCAUUGGACCUUCUACUGACAUUUUUGCUCUUCUUGGUGAAGAUGUCACCCUACCUGCCACACUGUCACCGCCACUCAGUGCUCAGGGGUUUGAGGUGAGGUGGGUUCGAAAUGACUUGCAGUCUGUGGUACUCUUAUACUGGAAUCUUCAAAUUAGACCUGAGCAUCGGAUGUUGGUCUAUAAGGGGAGAACUUCACUUUUCCCAGAAGAACUCGUGAGUGGAAAUGUGUCUCUGAGACUCCAGGAUGUCCGUGUCUCUGAUAGUGGUCUCUACAGAUGUUUAGUGACCUCUGAACGAUGGAAUGAGGAUACUCACCUCACUCUGAAUGUUGAAGUCAUUGGCACUCAGCCCUCCAUUUCCAUCAGCUCUACAGAAGAUCAGCAGACCAGAUUGGAGUGCAGCUCUGAGAAGUGGAGCUCUCGACCUGAAGUGACCUGGAGAGACAUGAAUGGCGUAGAUGUUACCUCACAGUCCACCAUAACAGUACAACGGAAUGAUGAGGGUCUCCUCAGGGUGAGCAGUGUCAUCCCCAUCAAGUGGGAGUUCAAUAUAUUCUCCUGUCUGAUGAGAAGUAACACAACCAGACCGGCUUAUCAGUCCAAAGUCGGGGUCUAUGUUUUCUCUCCAAACGUCUCUGGCUGGUCGGUGGUUUUCUGGUUAUUGAUGGCUCUUUGUGUCACAGCGACUGUGCUGCUCAUAUUGAAAUGGCGAAGAAUGAGAGAUAAAAAAUCAACAUACAAGACCAAAG